AUGACGAGUUUAAAGGAGCUUUGUAGAGGGUUACCUCUCAACCCACUUCCACCCAAUCUUGGUAGAGACCCAAAUGUGCCUCAUGCACCUAUUCGUACACCAAACCUCACCAUGGAGGAGAAACGACUUGCCCUGAGGAAUGCUUUGAGAUAUUUCCCUCCAGCUCUACAUGCCAGUCUGGCUCCUGAAUUUGCCCAGGAGCUCAGGCAGUAUGGACACAUCUACAUGUAUCGGUUCAGCCCUACCCUAUGCAUGAGGGCGUAUCCCAUCGAUCAAUACCCCUGUAAGACCAGACAUGCAGCAGCCAUCAUGCACAUGAUCAUGAAUAACCUGGAUCCUACUGUAGCACAGUUUCCACAGGAGCUGGUUACUUACGGAGGAAAUGGACAAGUGUUCAGUAACUGGGCUCAGUUCUGGCUGGUGUUUCAUUACCUCAGCACUAUGACUGAAGAGCAGACUCUGGUGAUGUACAGUGGUCACCCACUUGGUCUGUUUCCCAGCCUGACCUCCUCCCCACGCUGCGUCAUCACUAAUGGCAUGGUCAUCCCAAACUAUUCCUCCCGGGAGAGCUAUGAGAAGAUGUUUGCUCUGGGAAACACCAUGUAUGGACAGAUGACUGCAGGAAGUUAUUGCUACAUUGGUCCUCAGGGCAUCGUUCAUGGCACCAUGCUGACUGUGUUGAAUGCAGGACGGCGUUACCUUGGAACGAGUGACCUGAGAGGUCGUGUGUUCGUAUCCUCUGGUUUAGGGGGUAUGAGUGGAGCACAAGCGAAAGCUGCGGUCAUCGCUGGCUGUAUUGGAGUCAUUGCAGAGGUGGAUGAAGCUGCUCUGAGGAAGAGGCAUGAACAGGGCUGGGUGAUGGAGGUCACGAAGGACCUUGACCACUGUGUCCAGCGCAUCAGGGAAGCCAGGAGAUCCAAGAUGGCACUGAGUUUGGGUUACCAUGGCAACAUUGUGUCAUUGUGGGAGCGUCUGUGGCAGGAGUAUGAGCGCACUGGAGAAUUACUGGUGGAUUUGGGUUCUGAUCAGACAUCACUACACAACCCGUUUAGUGGUGGUUAUUACCCGGUCCAGCUCAGCUUUACACAAGCCAACCAGCUCAUGAACACUGACGCUCAGAGAUUCAGAGACACUGUGCAUGAAAGUCUCCGUAGACACGUUGCAGCCAUUAAUAAACUCUCAGAGAAGGGAAUGUUUUUCUGGGAUUAUGGCAAUGCCUUUCUACUGGAAGCCAAACGAGCAGGUGCUGACGUGGAGAAGACAGGAGGAGGUGCUACAGAGUUCAGAUAUCCUUCAUAUGUUCAACAUAUAAUGGGUGAUAUCUUCUCUCUGGGUUUUGGGCCAUUCCGCUGGGUCUGUACCUCAGGAAACCCCUCUGAUUUGGCACAAACUGAUAACAUUGCCACUACUGUGCUGGAAGAGAUCAGCGCUACUGUUCCUGAGCGAGUUCGACAGCAGUACAGUGACAACAUCCGCUGGAUCCGUGAAGCUGGAAAACAUAACAUGGUGGUGGGCUCUCAGGCUCGGAUUCUCUACUCAGAUCAGAGAGGAAGAGUGUCUAUUGCUUUGGCAAUCAACCAGGCCAUUGGAAAAGGCAGCAUCAUAGCACCUGUAGUGAUCAGCAGAGAUCAUCAUGAUGUCAGUGGCACUGACAGCCCCUUCAGAGAGACCUCCAAUAUAUACGAUGGGUCUGCUUUCUGUGCAGAUAUGGCCGUGCAGAACGUUAUUGGUGACGCUUUCCGUGGUGCCACGUGGGUCGCUUUGCAUAAUGGAGGCGGGGUUGGAUGGGGUGAGGUUAUGAACGGAGGCUUUGGAUUGGUUCUGGAUGGUUCUGAGGAGGCUGGAAAGAGAGCCCAGAUGAUGCUGAACUGGGACGUCUCUAAUGGGGUGGCUCGAAGGUGUUGGUCAGGAAAUUCCAAUGCAUAUGAGACAAUUCGGCUUAGCAUGGAGGAUAAGAGAGAGCUGAGAGUUACCAUGCCUUAUCAUGUGCAGGAUGAACAUCUGCUGGAGCAUGCACUGCAGGGAUAG
Messenger RNA from Neoarius graeffei (lesser salmon catfish), 2028 nucleotides. RefSeq names its product urocanate hydratase 1 (gene uroc1). Lineage: Eukaryota; Metazoa; Chordata; Actinopteri; Siluriformes; Ariidae. Gene Ontology annotation, molecular function: urocanate hydratase activity. Gene Ontology annotation, biological process: L-histidine catabolic process. The record is from RefSeq and is a predicted model, not a curated record. Bases 1 to 2028 code for a protein of 675 amino acids. The transcript has 19 exons.